This is a messenger RNA of Bufo gargarizans (Asiatic toad), 2203 nucleotides long. It is a transcript of the gene TDP1, whose product is annotated as tyrosyl-DNA phosphodiesterase 1. Gene Ontology annotation, biological process: single strand break repair; double-strand break repair. NCBI's taxonomy places the organism in Eukaryota, Metazoa, Chordata, Amphibia, Anura, Bufonidae. Gene Ontology annotation, molecular function: double-stranded DNA binding; single-stranded DNA binding; 3'-tyrosyl-DNA phosphodiesterase activity. The transcript has 16 exons. The record is from RefSeq and is a predicted model, not a curated record. Bases 339 to 2141 code for a protein of 600 amino acids. Gene Ontology annotation, cellular component: nucleus.
CGUUGUAAACAACGCGGCCAUUGGCUGGCUCCAGAUGCCCCCCUUUCACUCGCCUCGUUAGUGUUAGGGCCGCCUGCUAAGCACAGCUCCCAGCAAACCCUGUCAGGAGCCGUUCAGACUGUCACAAACUGAGAGACACAGCGGAUGCUGGGAGUUGUAGUUCUAAAAUAACAAACACUGUUAGGAUGUGCCAGUGCGAAAAUACAGCGGCAGCUCUGGUCAGUAAUAACCGGAGAAAACGGUGGAAACGUCCUUAGUUAGGCUGUGACGUCUGUUUAUGUGCGCCGGCGGCGCGGUGACGUCAUCAACCUGUGACCCAUGUGGAGCUGAGCGGCAGAAUGAGCAGGAGCGCUGGUUCCCAGCAGGGUAGUUACGGUAAGUGGACGGUGUCCAGUAGUGAAGAUGAGUCCGAGGACCAGCCAACGUCUUCUACCUCUGCAUCUAAGGUGAAAACCCGUGUCAGCCCCCCGCCUCUGUACCCCUGUUCUGACGCCAGGAAGGAGUCUUACAAGAGGAAGUCAAAUCCACUGAAGUUUGAGGAGAUCCCUGGAAAGGAACCAUCACCAGCCAAGAGGCUAAAAACAGAAGGGGAGGACUCCGGUUGGCGCCUGUCCAGCAGCGAGGACGAGUCACAGCCGGAAAAGACAGUAAAAUCAGAGAGAGGGGGGACAUCAUGUAAAAUGGAGGUGCCAAAGCUGCAGAAGGAAAGUAGGCACAGCCCAGCUGCACAUGACAAAUAUAGGACCCCUAGUGAUCCUCAGGAUCCCUGGGAUGUACUGCAGAGUGGGGAGCCUUUCAGCUUUUAUUUGACCAAAGUCACAGGUAUUAAGCCCAAGUAUAACACGGGAGCUCUCCACAUUAAAGAUAUUCUAUCUCCUCUCUUUGGGACCCUGGUGUCUUCAGUUCAGUUUAACUACUGCAUAGAUGUGACUUGGCUCGUAAAGCAGUACCCGGAGGAAUUUCGGAGUAAGCCAUUAUUGAUUGUCCAUGGCGAGAAGCAGGAAUCCAAAGCUCGGCUGCAUGAAGAUGCUCAUCCCUAUGAGAACGUCCGGCUCUGUCAGGCUCGGCUUGAUAUGGCGUUCGGGACUCACCAUACGAAAAUGAUGCUGCUGUUGUACGAGGAAGGUCUGCGAGUCGUCAUCUACACCAGUAAUCUCAUCCGCGAUGACUGGCACCAGAAGACGCAGGGGAUCUGGCUGAGUCCUCUGUAUCCCAGACUGCCCGAAGGCUCCUCUUCAUUAGCCGGUGAAUCAGUAACCAACUUCAGGGCUGACUUGGUGGCGUAUCUGGCCUCUUACAACUCGCCGAGCCUCAAGGAAUGGAUGGAUAUCAUUAAACAGCACGAUCUGUCGGAGACCAGAGUUUAUUUGGUCGGAUCAACACCCGGGCGGUUCCAGGGAUAUGACAAGGAGAAAUGGGGGCAUUUCCGUGUAAGAAAGAUUUUAAGAGAGAAAGGCAGCCCGAUCACCGGCGUGGAAUCUUGGCCUGUGAUUGGUCAGUUUUCCAGCAUUGGCUCAAUGGGGUCUGAUCAAAGCAAGUGGCUGCAUUCAGAAUUUAGCGAGAGUUUGAAGACCCUGGGGAAAGGAGUGAAAACUCUGCCACGCUCAGAAAAACCCCUACAACUGAUCUACCCAUCUGUCGAUAAUGUUAGAACCAGUCUGGAAGGAUAUCCUGCUGGCGGCUCCCUGCCAUACGGCCUGCAGACGGCUCAGAAGCAGCCCUGGCUUCAUUCGUAUUUCCACAAGUGGAAAGCGGAGACGUCAGGCCGCAGCAGAGCCAUGCCGCACAUCAAAACCUACAUGCGGGUAUCGCCAGACUGCCAGGAACUGGCAUGGUUCCUGGUGACAAGUGCAAACCUCUCCAAAGCUGCGUGGGGGUCUCUGGAGAAGAAUGGGGCCCAGCUGUUUAUCCGGUCCUAUGAACUGGGGGUCUUAUUCCUGCCAUCUGCUUUUGACCUCCCCAGUGGAACCUUCCAGGUGAAGCUGAAUAUCUUCUCCAGUAAGAAAGAUUCUUCCGGAACGUUUCCAGUUCCAUUUGAUUUACCCCCCGAGCGAUACACUGGGAAAGAUAGACCCUGGGUCUGGAACAUUCCGUAUGUCAACGCUCCGGACUCCCAUGGGAAUAUCUGGUGUCCCUCGUAGGACCUUCACCUCCCCCAGGCCUUGUAGAUGUGAAGCGGAGACAGCAGGACCAAUGCUGGACA